Messenger RNA from Gongylonema pulchrum, 1614 nucleotides. The record is from the annotation of a GenBank genome assembly. NCBI's taxonomy places the organism in Eukaryota, Metazoa, Nematoda, Chromadorea, Rhabditida, Gongylonematidae.
GGCGAGGAAACUGAUGGUGAGAGGAUUGCUGAAGCGAUGGACUAUUUUUCUUCUGUUUACGAUCAGCCGGGCAAUAGCAUCUUGGAUACAAGCACGGUAGAAGAAGGAAUUGUAUAUGCGGAGAAGCAUAUAUCGACGUUGGCAAGAUUGCCAUUUCUCGACAUGAUAGCGAAUAGUGCUACUGGUAAUGAAAAACCGCCAAAAAUACGACUAAAUGGAAUACCAUUUGAAAAAUGUUACAUUCUAAACACGGAGACAAUCAACGAAGGUCUUAUGUGGCGUGACAAUUUGGGUGCCUGGUCAGCUCAGAACAAACGGCCCAGCUGCAGGAGGUAUGAACUGGAUGAGGAUUUCUGCAUGACGGAAUACGGUGGUGCAUACGUAUUGAAGAAGCAGUAUGCAAUUCACCCGUACACAGAACCUCCGAACUCGCUGUCGAAAUGCCUGUUCGUAUUGAAAAAAGAGGACUUUGAUGAAAUCGAAAAGCAACUGCAAAAAGCUGAUCCAUUCGUUCGUUUCAUACUACACGAAAAAGGAAAUAAGCGCAUUUUUUGUGCCACGCGAUCGAUGCUGGCACAUUUCAGAGUAAGCUGCGUCCAAAGGCGCCAAAGUUUAGAAGACUUACUUAGCAGGAUUCAUCCUGGGAAAGCGAAUGUUGACCCUGGCCAUUUUACUGAUGAACGUAUAGCACAGGAAGCGAGAAACGGAGCACGGGAGUGCUACCUCCAUGUGACGUAUAACCUCGGCUUCUAUUGCACAACGCUAGUAUUCAAAUCAGCAGUUUUUGCCAAAAUAAAUGGGGAGCCAGCUAUUUGCUUCGGAGCAUUUAUGUUUAGCAGCGAAAAAUCCGAGAACGACUACCGCUGGUUCGCCUAUUUUUUGGCAGAUGCAAUUGAAAGUACAGUCAACGAUAGAGUGCGUUCCAUUGUCGUGGAUUCAGAAGCAGCAAUAAAUCAGAUCAGUGCAAUACCGUUGUUUAUGAGUCCCUGCAGCCAUAUACUGUGCGAGUCCCACUUACGCACGAAAGUUGAAAUGUUGUUGAGACAGUGCGGCGCAAAUAAAAAAGCUAAAACUGAAAUAUUGGCAGGAAUAUUCGGACAAGAAAUGCUAACGGAACACGGAAGAGAGCGAAAAUACGGGCUGGUCGACUGCAUUUCGGAAGAGGUGUUUAAGGAGCGCUUAGAACGCGAAAAGGAAAACUGGGAACUGUUAUGCAGCGGCUUCACGAAAAAGUUUUGGAGCAACAUUGUGGGAUCACGACUUGUCUUUUCAGGUUAUUUAUUGCCCGCGCGAUUUACAUCAGGCCUCGGUGUUGGCAGAGUGAUUGCGAAUCCCGCUGAGAACACAAAUGCGCGGCUGAAGAUUCGGCUGCAAAAUUUGCAGUGCACUGGUCUCCAUGUCAUAAUUCAUAUGUUGGAAGAAAGAUAUGAGAGAACGCGUCUGAAACGCUGCAUCAUCAAAAAUGAAGGAGAACUUGAGCUGACAGGAAAGUAUGCAGACUUUUCUGUUUCGAAAGAGGAAUGGAGCCAGAUGUCGCCACUUCAGAAGCUGUGUGCUUGGCGCAAGAUAUGCAUCGAGGAGGGCGAUUCAAGUGAAAUCAUGUCAAGUAUUUAA